UUGAUUCCUCGACAGCGAUGUCUGUGGAGAGCCAACAGUGCCUGUGCUUCGUGGUUCUGCUUAUCCACACAGUCAUAGGUGCUGGGGAAGGUCCAACAUCGACAACAGCAACAACCACCAGGAUCGAACAAAACGAAUUAACAGUCUCCUUCCCGCCGCUAGAAGACUUAUAUAACAGCACGCCUGAGAAGCACUUCGCGACAGAGAACAAUACGGUUGUGACGUCACAGACCGGUUCCACGGCACUGCUGCCCUGUGUUAUCAGAAACAUUGGUGAUGGAAUUGUUUCGUGGAUCAGAAGAAAAGACUACCAUCUACUGACCGUCGGCUUGACAACAUACAGCUCAGACCAGAGAUUCCAAGCGAUACACCUACAGCACUCUGAGGACUGGACGCUGAAGGUUCGCUUCGUACAAAAAAGGGAUGCAGGGGUUUACGAGUGUCAAGUGUCAUCUCAUCCGCCAACAAGUAUCUUCUUGCGUCUCGAUGUUGUUGAGGCAAGAGCGCAGAUCUCGGGACCAACUGAAAAGUAUCUGAAGCCGGGAUCGACUCUGCGGCUCCAAUGUUCCGUUGUCCAAACCACAGAGGCGCCCGCUUUCGUCUUUUGGUACCACAACAGCAGAAUGAUAAACUAUGACGCGGAGAGGGGCAUCAACGUGACCACGGAUCCUGCUCAGCGCCUCUCAGAUCUGCUGAUCCCGGCUGCCAGUGCCUCUCACGCUGGCAACUACACCUGCGUACCGAACAACGCGGUACCAGCGAGCAUAUACGUCCAUAUCUUUAACGGUGAAAAUCCGGCGGCAAUGCAGUCAUCAUCACCGAGCCCCUUCGGAUUCGAAAUCCAAAGUUGCUUAUUUCUAACAGUAACCCGCUUUAUUAUACAGCGGUGACAAUCAUUACCGUAAUAGCCUAGAUUAUCGUUAAACUAAAAUAUAUUUUAUAUGUUAGCCGAGAGGGACUGUUUUAGCGUGGAUCGAAGUCAUUCUGGCUGUGAUUGUCAAAGUUCAGAACGUUUGUAUAUUAAUCGGGUAUUUGUACUCUCGCCAUUAGACGCAUAAGGUCGUAUUUUUCUUUUCUCUUAUAAAAAAUAGGCUUAAAUGAUGUCGUGU
This is a messenger RNA of Bombyx mandarina (wild silkworm), 1109 nucleotides long. RefSeq names its product limbic system-associated membrane protein. NCBI's taxonomy places the organism in Eukaryota, Metazoa, Arthropoda, Insecta, Lepidoptera, Bombycidae. The record is from RefSeq and is a predicted model, not a curated record. Gene Ontology annotation, cellular component: neuron projection membrane. Gene Ontology annotation, biological process: synapse organization.